Messenger RNA from Rana temporaria (common frog), 5223 nucleotides. It is a transcript of the gene CFAP43, whose product is annotated as cilia and flagella associated protein 43. Gene Ontology annotation, molecular function: protein binding. Gene Ontology annotation, cellular component: axoneme. The coding region runs from base 109 to 5094 and encodes 1661 amino acids. Gene Ontology annotation, biological process: cilium assembly; sperm axoneme assembly. Lineage: Eukaryota; Metazoa; Chordata; Amphibia; Anura; Ranidae. The record is from RefSeq and is a predicted model, not a curated record. The transcript has 38 exons.
ACCAAUCCCUCGCACGUGUCCUCAUCCAAUGGGGAGUGAUGUUUAGUGUAUCCUAGCAACUCUGUGUAUGUUCUGUAGUGGUGCUGUAGCUAGCCCUUUAGGGACAUCAUGGACCCCUCCAGCUGCCCUCUACAAGUCAGAUGGGUACAAGGAAUUAACGAAAAACAUGUCACCUUUGUUAAUCGUAAUACAGUGUGCCAUCCAUGUGGGAAUUUUAUCAUUUUUACUGACAUAGAAACAAGAAAACAGACUUUGCUACAAAGUCCAACAGGGAGCAUUGGAGCUUUUGCUGUAAAUACGUUCAGUGAAGUGGUGGCAUUUACUAACCAGAAAUGUCAGCCAAACAUUUAUGUGUAUACUUUCCCAGGACUUGUCAAAAGAGCAGAACUAAAAGAUGGAGCACAGUUGGAAUAUUCUGCAAUAACUUUUAGUCAUUCUGGAUAUUAUUUAGCUAGUUAUUCGUCUGUCCCUGAUCAUAUGCUUACUAUCUGGAAUUGGCAAGAAGGCAUUUCUCUAUGCAGCAAAUCACAUUACAGCUGCAGUUUUACCAGUCUGACCUUUAACCCCAGUGAUUGGCAUCAGCUAUGCCUGUGUAGUGAGGAAUCUGUUACUGUGUGGAACAUUGAAGUAUGUGACACAGUGUAUCACCUGAAAGAAAAGCUAAUUAAACUUCCCAAUGAGGAUGGUACAGUAAAUGCAGAUAAUGAGUACUUUACUUCUCAAAUUGAUACUGAACUCUCAUACCUUGGACCUCAGAUGCCAGUACCAGCCAUUGCAGGUUUAUUGGGUGAUGAAGCAGAAGUAUUCAUGCCAAAAGAACUACAAAAACCAUUUGUUAAACCCAAUACACAUUGCUGGAGUGCAACGUCUGACUUGUACGUGGGCUGUAAAGGAGGACAGCUACUGUCUAUUAACCCAGAGACACAGAUGGUGAUCGUUCUUAGCCCAAUGGAUUGGCAAACGGCUGAUGAAUCGCCUAGAGGAACUGAUAUGAAAGGAAGCAUAAACACUUUUGCACUUUACAAAGAUGGACUCUACUUAGCUGGAAGCGAAGGAAUUUUGUGGUCAUGUUCUAUAAAGGGUUCAGAAUAUAAACUUGAAGAAUGCUGGGAUGCAAAGGAACCCAUUGAAAGUAUUGCUUUCUCCAGUGAUUACAGGAUUCUUUCCAUUGCAACAAGCAAGGGUUCUGUUUAUAUAUACAACCACAAACAUUCCCAAGACCCUUUUGAAAUUCUUAAUGCAUACAACAAGGGAUUAAUUGGUGUUGAUUUUUUGACCAAUGGAAGCAAGUCCUGCAUGAGCGUAAGCAAGUUUGGAGUUGUUCAGAUGUGGUCAGUGGAAGAUGGAGCAAACAUCAGUGCUUUGACUCUUGAUACCCAGGUAACUUGCAUGGCAUGCUGCCCAUCAUCCCAUUAUGCAGCAAUUGGAAGCAGUACCGGGCAUAUUUAUUUCAUUGAUGGCGCUAAAACAAAGUCUCCUCGAAUAGUUCAAAGAAAAAGACUUUAUCGUGUUCCUGUUCUGCACCUGCAUUUUGAUCAAAAUGGCCAUUUCCUUUUGACUGGGGCUGAUGAUGGACACAUAUUUGUAGUAGAUGCAAGGCCUUCCAAUUGUUUUCAAGUGCUUGGCUAUACAGUGGUUGGUGGAGAUAUCCUGUCCUUGUCAUCACUGAGUACAACAGAUACACCACAUAUUAAAGUUUUGGCACUUGUCUAUCCCGUGGGAGAGAAAGAAGAAGAUGACAGUGGCACUCAGCUGGAACUGUUUUCCUUGGCUCAGCAAAUCUUAGCAAAUCCCAUUGAAUACACGGAUCAGCAUGGGAUGUUUAAAGACAUCAUGAUCCAAAAGCAAAAGUACAAAGUUGAGCAGCCCCUGUAUUCGGCUGUUCUAGGAAGCAAUGGCAAUUCAGUCUAUGGUUACUGUGGCGAUUCUACAUUGAUUUACAAAUUUGUACUGCCAAAGGAUUUUGAUGGGAACCUACUUAAAGUUCUGUCUGCUGAGAAGAAUGUGCAGGGAAGUCAGCUUGGGCCUGGAUCUCUUCAUUUGUCUUCUCAUCACAAGUGGCUGGCUGUGGCUGCAAGAGAUGGGAUUUUGUAUCUUCAAGACUCCUAUAACUUGGAAACCUUUGCUCAGGCAAGCUGUCACUCCUACCACACUGGGGGUAUUGGCUCAAUGGCCUUUUCUUUAGAUGGACAUACACUGGUGACCACAGGAAUGGGAGAUGAAGCCAUUGUGUGCCUCAGAUGGAGAUCUCCCAAGAACAAUAUCGUGAAUUCUGCCCAAGAAUAUGGUAGAGCUCUUAGCAUUUCUCUUCAAUCCAAAAUAUUUGAUGAAGAUGAAGCUUUAAGGAAAAUGCCAGUUUGGUCACUAGAUACUGACACUGCACCGGUUCAGGGAAAAGAGGACAUCCAGCUGAGUGUGGAGGUGACUGAUCAGGAUGAUAGCUUCACAUUAGCCUCAUCUAUUAUAUCUGGAGAUCCUACAUGGCUUAAUCAGAAGCAUGAUGAGGCAAUAAAAGAAGAAACAAAGAAAUAUUCCAACCAAAAGAAAAGUCUAAAAAAUGGUAUAAAGGAAAUGAGGCAAAGAAUACAGGCAAUGAUGCGAGAGAAUGAAUCUUUGCCUGACAUUGAAAAACUAGAUCAGCAGGAAUUUAAUCUGGACACAGAGGAGCAAGAGAGACUCUAUGCAGAAAGAGAGCAGGCUGUGGAAAAGGUGAGGCAAGAAAUCGAAAUGGAAAACCUGGCCAAACAGUACCUGCGUGAUGUUAUAAAGAAAGAAUGCUGGGAUGCUAUGGCUGUUAAAGGACGAUCUAUUAUGUCCUUUCAUACAGGAUAUGAGGUCAAAAAUUAUCCCUUGAAAGAACGAAGUGCAAAGGAACUGGAAGAUAUCGCCAGAGUACUAAAGCUCAAGAAGAUUGAAUCUAUUGAUCUCAAGGCAAGAAAGGAAAUUGUUGAAGUUCACACAAGGAUAGGGUCAGAAGAGGAUGAAGAAGUGGAGGAGGAGACAGUGAAGAGUCAAGAUACCACGUCACUAAUUGGAAGUCUGAGUGAUCAGUAUGGAGGGGACACGUCUAACUUGUACAGUCAGCUGGAAAUGCACAGCAGAGAGGAGAAAAUAAACCAAAUCAUAUUGCUUCAAGACAUCAUCUACAAUGUCAAAACGGCUUUUAACAAAGAUUUUGAAGUUAUAUAUAGACAGAAGGAACAAGAAGUGGCUCGGGUGAAUGAAAGAAACCAAAGAAUACUGGAAAUAAUGUCUGAACUAAACCUCCAAGAAAAAAUUGUUGAGCCAAAAUUUACAGAUAACGAGAAACCAGAAAGAGCGCUCACAGUUGAGGAUUCUGAGAUAAAGGUUGAAAAAUACUUGACAGCUGAGCAAAAAGCCGAAGCAGAGCAGCAAGCUAAAAAGCAAGAGGAAAAAUACCUGGCUUCUCAGGAAGAUGAUGCUAAACACCGUGCCCUCAAUGAUAUGAUGGGAGGUGUUCUGGAAGUAAAGAAAGAAGAUAUUUUAAGAAUGGAAGUGCCAAAUCCGGGAUUCCUGUCUAAGACUGAGGCAGAAUGGACUGAAGAUGAGAAAAAGCAGUUCACAGAGUAUGAUAAAAAAUGUAAGGAGCUGAAUGAGGAGAAGGACAAGUACAGGAAGAUUCUAGAGGCGGAAAUGAAAAAAAAUCAAGCUUCAAUAAUGGAGACUACCCAGACUUUUGAUGAUGUUUUGAUGAGACUAUUUGAAAAGAAGGUGAAAUCUGAAAUGGCCAUUUACCAGGAAGAACUGAAAAUCAGCAAUCUUCUAUUCUCCAUUUUGAUUGAAGAAGAGAUAAAUACCAGAGUGGAACAAUUAAACAAAAUCAUGGCCAGAAAACGAAAACAUAAGAAUCAAACAGCCGAACUAGUUAAGACGUUUAAAGUUCAGGUAGAAUCUUUCAGAGAGACCUAUGAUGACCUAGUGGCAGAAGAUAAGUUGUUGGAUCGAGGAUUUAAGAAAGAAUUUCCAGAUGUAUCAGCCCAUCAUGUGGACCAGCUUUACAGACUCUACAAACGAAGGCCAAGAGUUCAGCGUCUUAGGACUCAGACAGAAAAUGAGGUCCCUUUUGGUGAUCGGCCAGCAUCAGGGAAAAUGUACAGUGAUUCAAUUGUUCAGCUCAUGAAAGCGAUGGAUGAAUUAGAUGCUCCAGAACACAUGCCAGAAGGACUCGAACUUCCAGUUUGGGAGCGUUUCUGUCUAGCAAGGAGGUCUAAAAUGGAAUAUGAACAGAAGGUGAAGCAAAAGGCACAGAUCCUGGCUGAAAUGCAGGAGUUUCUAUAUAAGAGGAUAGAAGAAGAUGAGAAGACACGGCAGGACAUUGAGAAUAUCAUGCAAGAUCUUAACAUAUUGCGUAAUGAGAAAAUGAAGUUUCUAUUGGACCUGACUGUCCAGUUUAUACUUAAACAAGGGCAAGUGGAAGUUGAAAAUACAGAUUUAAUGCCUAACUAUGCUGAUGCGAUCCUGCUGCACAGGAGUGUGAUCGAAGAUUUGAAUAGUAGCAUAAGGGGCCUGGGAGAACAGAAAAUCGCCAUCAUGGUGGAGAGCAAAGAUUUCCGUAAAGGAAUCUUUCAGCUUGAGUGGGAACACAAGAAGAUCCGAAUGGAGAUGGAAGACUUGAAAAAGAAAUCCAGGGACAUUACGAUGCUCCGCGUGACUAAAGACAUUCAGAUCUUUCUCAAUGAAUCCAAUUAUGACAAGCGUGUAUCUAACCAGAUCCAGGUCCUAGAAGAGACUAUCAAUGUCCAAGAAAAUCAACAUGAGAAAAAUGUAAAGCACUACAAAAAAGCUCAUGAGGAUUUAGAGAAAUAUAUUAGGAAAAUGGAAGCAGAUGAAGAGCUGGAUACAGAACUGCAGGAUGUACUUGUCUCCUUCUCGGAAAGGAAACACAUCUAUGAUGUAGUGGGGCUAGAGCAAAGUGCAGAGAAGAAUGCAAGAAAGAGAUACGUAGACAUUUUGCAGCGCCGGAAAUUAGUAGAUCUUGUAAAGGCGCAAGCUCAUGAGAUCGACAUACAACGCGCUGAUCUUGAUCGACUGAGGAUGAAAACCUUCCCAGCAUUAAUGCAAAUGGAGUACUAGGCUUUACCAUCCUAAGAUUCCCCAAAUCAAUAUUCUAUCUUCAAUUUGUAUUUAUUAUGUCUGGUUGGCUUGCUCAUUUCAUCUGAUGUGGUGCAGAACAGUUUAUGAAUAAAUAAAUAAUUUGUAUUA